Messenger RNA from Dacryopinax primogenitus, 1017 nucleotides. RefSeq names its product ribonuclease H-like protein. Gene Ontology annotation, molecular function: nucleic acid binding; 3'-5' exonuclease activity. Gene Ontology annotation, biological process: nucleobase-containing compound metabolic process. The record is from RefSeq and is a predicted model, not a curated record. Lineage: Eukaryota; Fungi; Basidiomycota; Dacrymycetes; Dacrymycetales; Dacrymycetaceae. The transcript is spliced from 5 exons. Bases 1 to 1017 code for a protein of 338 amino acids.
AUGUCGUGGUGGGAAGAGAAUCGACGCUUCGAUCGUGCGACCGAAACCCAGGCUCAGAAUAUGCCUAACGGCCAGACCUUUCGAUUCCAUCCUGCUGCACCAGUUAAAACUGGUCCACAACUGCCAACCAAUCAAAACCCACUGCGACCAGAAUAUGCACCAUAUACCUACAGAGACUCGCUCAUAGGUACCCCUCCUAAUGUGUUCUACAUCCGCGACCAUGUAACUGCCAAUCAGAUGGUACCAAUGCUGAGCAGUCCACUUGGCUUUGACACCGAAUGGCGACCUAACUAUGUCAAGGGGGGUCGGGAGAAUUGGACAUCUUUGAUCCAAUUGGGAGACGAGCAUAACAUCCUCCUGAUCCAGAUCAGUGCUAUGCAAUAUUUCCCAGAAUCGCUACGAGAGUUACUGAGCAACCCGGCGAUCGUUAAAGUGGGCGUUGGGAUCCGAGGUGAUGCCUUCAAGCUGCACAGAGAGCAACAGCUUGAAUUCAGUUCGCUGCUCGACCUGGCCGAUUUUGCCAAGUUGGUCGACCCUGACAAAUGGGCACCGAACAGAAAUCCGGGCCUGGCGGCGCUCUGCGAAACCUAUCUUGAGCGCACGCUGAAGAAAGGGAAGAUCACAAAGAGCAAUUGGGAGAUGAAUCCCAUGACGAAGGCAAUGCAAGACUAUGCGGCUAAUGAUGCACACGUGUCUUUCAAGAUAUUCCGCUUUCUGGAAUGUCUUCACACUCAGAUGGAGUAUGCCCCGCCUUUCACUGACAGUUUAUUCACGGUUGAUGCACGCGUCUUUUGGGCCGCGGAAGAAGAAGCAUGGCACCGUCGGAAGGCAAGAAAUGAGAGAAACAGGUCAAGGGAGGCUGAGCGCCAGAAGCAGGAACAGGAACGCCUGAAGGCCGAACGGGACGUCAGCGCGCUGACAGCACCUGCCGUGCUCGGGUUUAUCACGGUGGUCAACGAACCACGCCAGAGUAAUUCCAUCCGGGAAGCUUCGGCCGUGACUCCUUUCCUUCUGUAA